Molecule: messenger RNA, 2804 nt
Organism: Xenopus laevis (African clawed frog)
Lineage: Eukaryota; Metazoa; Chordata; Amphibia; Anura; Pipidae
Gene: lrch2.L
Product: leucine-rich repeats and calponin homology (CH) domain containing 2 L homeolog
Exons: 22
Coding region: 1-2319 (772 amino acids)
Cellular component (GO): cytoplasm
Source: RefSeq, a predicted model, not a curated record
AUGGCGGCCAGUCUGACGGCGGCUGGGGGCUCCGGUGGUCCCGGAGGAGGAAGCUCAGGAGGAGGUAGCGGUGGGAAUACAACCCAGCAGGGUACCGGCUUGUCUACGCACUCGUUAUCCAUGCACAGCGGCUUCCCCAAUGGACCUCAUUGGAGCACAGGGACUAUUUAUCAGCACACGGCCAGAAGCUUGGACCGGGCCCUGGAAGAGGCGGUCAACAUGGGCAUCCUCAGCUUGAGCGGCCGAAAGCUUAGGGACUUUCCUGGUACCGGCUACGAUCUGACGGACACUACACAAGCAGAUCUCUCCAAAAAUAGAUUUACUGAAAUCCCAUCAGAUGUUUACUCUUUUGCACCUUUGGAAACCUUAAAUUUAUACCACAACUGCAUCAAAUGCAUUCCAGAGACCAUAACAAAUCUUCAGAUGCUAACUUACCUAAACAUUAGCCGAAAUCUUCUGUCAACCUUGCCAAAAUAUCUCUUUGACUUGCCAUUGAAAGUGUUGGUCGUUAGUAAUAAUAAAUUAGUUUCUAUACCAGAAGAAGUUGGAAAGCUGAAAGAUUUAAUGGAGUUGGAUGUUAGCUGUAAUGAACUGCAAGUUCUCCCUACGCAAGUAGGGAAGCUACAUUCACUAAGAGAACUUAAUUUAAGAAGAAAUAAUCUCCAGGUAUUGCCAGAUGAGCUUACAUUCUUACCAUUAGUAAAGUUGGAUUUUUCAUGUAAUAAAAUUACGGAAAUCCCAGUAAGUUACAGAAAGCUCCGUCACCUAGAACUGAUUAUUUUGGACAAUAAUCCUAUGCAGAUACCUCCUGCCCAGAUUUGCCUAAAGGGUAAAGUGCAUAUUUUUAAAUAUCUCAACAUCCAAGCUUGUUGCAGAACAGAAAAGAAGCCAGACUCUCUUGACUUACCUUCUUUAGCAAAAAGAAUUCCUUGUCAACCUCUAACCGACAGUAUGGAAGAUUUCUAUCCAAAUAAAAAUCAUGGCCCAGAUUCUGGGAUUGGCAGUGAUAAUGGAGAUAAGCGUCUGUCAGCCACUGAACCAUCAGAUGAUGAUACAAUCAGCCUUCAUUCUCAGGUGUCAGAAUCAACACGAGAUCAGAUACCAAAAAAUGACAAUCAAAUAGUUGGGAGUAAACCUGACUCCAAUAAAAGUCUUGAACAUGAUAUUUACGAUUAUUAUCCAAGUGCAGAAGAAGCUAUUCUAUCCGACCAGGGUGAUGUACUUAGCAACCCAUUUGUAACAUAUAUUAAGGAACGGGGAAAACUUUGUGAAAUUGAGAAGGUAGAAGAAAACGACAAAUGGGAAGAAGAUAGUAGGCUUGAGAAGGACCAGCUUCUGGUCGAAGAAGAAGAAGAAGAUGAAAUAAAGGAAGUGACAGACUUAAGAAAAAUAGCAGCACAGUUACUACAGCAAGAAAAGCACAACAGACGGAGGCCAUUAAGUUAUAGAACUUCAUUCAGUGAAAAGCUCUUCCAGAGGACAAGAGCAGCAGGACGGGCGUCAAGGUUUCUUAACCACACUACUUCUGCAAAUACACGAGACAGAACAAAGCAAGGCAAUGGAUCGGAAAAAUGCCCAACAGGUGAAAAUUCCCAGUUGUCCCCUUGCAGUUGGCAGGGACCAGAAAAAGAUAAUGCUGAUGUAGAAGGGGGUACCGCAGGUUGCCAGAUCGAGGAAAGACGGAGGUCCAAGCAGACCAGGAAAGAGUAUUUUAAGUACAAGUCCUCCCGAAAGUGUUCAAGUGGAAAUGAAAAUAACGAGCAUAACAAUGAUAGUGCCAAUGUGUCACCAUCAUCUCCUGUUUCAUCAGAGGACUGUGAAAGAUCUCACAGCAAUUCUCCUAUUCCAUUUGGGUUAAAGCCAAGGUCAGCUUUUAGCCGUUCUUCAAGGCAAGAUUAUAACUCAAUGGAUCCAGGAUUUACGAUGAGGAGGAAGAUGGAACAUUUACGAGAAGAAAGGGAACAAAUAAACCAACUCCGUAAUAAUCUCGAGUCCAGGCUGAAAGUUAUUUUACCAGAGGACAUUGGUGCAGCCCUAAUGGAUGGAGUUGUGUUGUGCCAUCUUGCAAAUCAUAUACGACCUCGUUCUGUUGCAAGUAUUCAUGUCCCAUCACCAGCAGUGCCUAAACUAAGUAUGGCAAAAUGCAGGCGAAAUGUUGAAAACUUCCUCGAGGCUUGCAAGAAACUUGGUGUUCCACAGGACCGUCUUUGCUUGCCACAUCAUAUCUUGGAAGAGAGAGGUUUGGUGAAAGUUGGUGUCACAGUACAGGCGCUUCUAGAAUUACCUUUACUAAGAGCAUCACAACUUUCUUCAAUUUAAAAUGAUGAAAUAAGCACUGACAUUCUAAUUACUCAUUUUCAAGCCUCAAAAGUCAAAUCUCUGUAUUAAUUCCUAGGACAAUUCUUGUAAAAUCACGCAAGUUAAAAUGUGCACUGUGCACAGCUACUGUACCAUUUAAGUGAAAAUUCUUAUAUUUACCAUUCAAAGCCCACAUUUUUUAAGUCACCAUCAGUUAUACCGAAUUGAUUUAAAUUUUUAAUCCAAAUAGUUAAUUUCUUAAUAUAUAUUUUCUUGACACCAAAUGCAAGGUUUUUUUUGUUGGUUGUUGAAGGGACACUAUCUCUUGAUUUUCCUAUAUAGCCUUUAAAUUUAAAUGUUUGUUUUUAUGUUUAGUAUUAUAAAAAAAAACAUAUAGCAUUAUGCCACUGGGUGUAGAAUGCAGUGAAAUCUAACAGAAAACAUUUCUGUUGAAGUCCUUGUAAAAGUGACAUUGCUGCAAAAAGCAAUAAAUGUCAUUAAAGGGG